Molecule: messenger RNA, 7572 nt
Organism: Ceratina calcarata
Lineage: Eukaryota; Metazoa; Arthropoda; Insecta; Hymenoptera; Apidae
Gene: pnut
Product: septin 7-like protein pnut
Exons: 10
Coding region: 1211-3331 (706 amino acids)
Molecular function (GO): GTP binding
Source: RefSeq, a predicted model, not a curated record
AGGCGUGGUCGCCCGUUCGUUAGGAGGAACACCGCAGUAUAUUCGAGUCGGGCAAGACGUACGCGUCGUUUUCCACGGUAUCGUUUGUCAACCUUUGUACGAGACAGUGUUGGUGCGCGCGUACUAGAGGUCGUUUAACUUUUUCUUCGCUCGCAUCGGUUCUUCUUGCUCGCUCCGACGAUCAGUGGAACACGGGGCUCGAUAAAGUUUUCUUCUCUCGAGAAAAGGGAGACGAGAGCUAGAUACAAUGAAACAAUGCACAGAAAAGUGAGAGUGAACGCGGCCACGUUCGGCCGGUUUGCCGACAGCGUGAAUCACCAACAGCAACACCGGCGAGCCCACGCAUAGUGCUAACCGACCGAUUUCUCUCUUUCUCUUCCCUCUUUUGCUCGUUUUCUUGGCCACCCUCCUCCGUUACGCACGCACACGCUCGGCGUGUCUCCCUUCCGAGGCCGGGAGAGCCACUCGUUUACACGCGUAUACGUAAAUUUUCCUCGCUCGAGCGUGACAGAUAACGCAUAGCGGACGUUACAGUGAGUACACGAUUGUUUUCACGAUCAAAUUCGCGCGUACAUGAAUUCCGCGUUACAAUUGUAACAGUAUCCGCGAAGUGUACGACCGUGAUACGGUUUCUGUUGAUCCUCUGUGGCGGAGGCGUUUCCAAGGGCACAUGCUGGCCAAAUCGCCAUUCAAACAUCCGAGUUUCCACUCGAAACCCAUUGUUUUCGCGUUGAAAAGAAUUCUUAUUUCUAGACGAGGACGAACGAGAGUUUAAUACCCCGAUUCUGGCCCUUUGUGCCGCAGCUUCCUGCGAUAAAACUAAUCGUUUGCGGGAGACCGCGAUCUAAGACCUUUUUAAUUCGUUCUUAAAGUUCGUUUUUUCGGAACUUGAUACCGUCUUUUGUUCUCCCUUGAAAACGCCUCGAAUUACACGUUUUAUAGCCGAAGCGUAAAGCAACAGUUUCUCGAGAAGAUAUCGAGUCAAAGAGGCAGCUGCACACGAUAUCAUUUCCUUCCUUCAUUCGCGAAAUAUAUAAUUUGGAUAAUAUCCGUGCAUCGUUUUGAUGAAUUCACGAUUCUUCAACGAACAAAGGCAACUAGCAUGAUUUAAUUUCCCGUUAUCGGUUUGCACGAUAGAAGAUCAGAGCUAGGACCGUACAGCGCAAGGAGAUAGAAAGAGAAAGAGAAAGAAUCGUGUUGAAUCAGUAAAAUGUCGACGGAGAAUCAGAACGGUUCUACUGGGGCGCAGAGCAACGGAAUAAAGACUUCGAUCGGGCUGUCGUCGUCGGCGAGGAACGUCCCGAACAAUUCCUCGUUUCUGUACAGCAGCAACUCGAUGCUUAACCGUGAGAAACCGCGUCAAGUGCCGCCGCCGACCCUGCCGAAAUACACGACCAGCUUCAACGCGGGUUCGAACGGCAGCGGCACGGCCGAACGGUUGUCUAGAGACCGCGAGGGCGGUGGUAGUUACAGACUGGCAAGUCUCGACAGGCUUGCCCUGAGGCAGAGGAUACUCGACGGGGAAAAGGCGAACGGUGAUACUACUUCGAUACAGGCGAAGCGCGAGCUGUUCUUCAAAGGCGGCGACAACACCCCAAUAAUAUCCUCGCCGUCGGUGCCGUCGGUGCCGCCCCCGCAACCUCCGUCGCAGGCCCCAGUGUGCACGUCGUCGACGACGAUCACGACGACGACGACCCUCGCCUCGCCGAACACGGUGCCGGCGUCCUCGGCCGUAUACACCAGCGUCACGUCCACGGCGCCUACCUCGAAGCCGCGUUUACCUCCGUCCACGGUGAUACUGAAUCAAAACGAUGCAUCAGAGGACAGCAAUAAACGGGAGUCGAACAGGAGUACGGAGAACAGCAAAGAGGCCGCCAUCCUCCAUCACCCGCGACCGACGCCAUCGACCAAGCCGAAGGAGCUCGACGGCUACGUGGGAUUCGCCAACCUCCCCAAUCAGGUCUACCGAAAGGCUGUCAAGAAGGGAUUCGACUUUACUCUGAUGGUCGUCGGUGAGUCGGGGCUAGGAAAAUCGACGUUGAUCAAUUCAAUGUUCCUCGCCGACAUAUACAGCGCCGAGUACCCUGGUCCUAGCCUUAGGGUCAAGAAAACCGUAGCCGUAGAGACUAGCAAAGUAUUGUUAAAGGAGAACGGCGUGAACCUCACGCUUACCGUCGUCGAUACGCCCGGAUUCGGCGACGCGGUCGACAACAGCAAUUGCUGGGUACCAGUGAUUGAAUAUAUCGAAUCAAAAUACGAGGAGUUCCUGAACGCGGAGUCUCGCGUGGUGAGACAGCAGAUACCAGACAGUCGAGUGCACUGCUGCCUCUACUUCGUCGCGCCCUCCGGCCACGGCUUGAAGCCUUUGGACGUCGAGUUCAUGCAACGUCUCCACGACAAAGUUAAUAUCAUACCCGUGAUCGCGAAGGCAGAUACCAUGACGCCGGAUGAGUGCGCUCACUUCAAGAAACAGAUUCUGAACGAGAUCGCGCAGCACAAGAUAAAAAUUUACGAGUUUCCGGAGGUGGAGGAGGAAGAGGAGAACAAAAUGCACAAAGUACUCAGAGACCGAGUGCCGUUCGCGGUAGUUGGCGCGAAUACCGUGGUCGAACACGACGGCAGGAAAGUCCGCGGAAGGAAGUAUCCCUGGGGAAUCGCAGAAGUGGAGAAUCUGGAGCAUUGCGACUUCAUCGCGCUGCGGAACAUGGUGAUCAGAACGCACUUGCAAGACUUGAAAGACGUGACGAACAACGUGCAUUACGAGAAUUUUAGAUGCCGCACGUUGGCCGGCGUUGGAGUGGACGGAAAACCGACCAAGGUGUCCAACAAUUUGUGCCCACCAGGAGUGAUGAACAGUUUCAUGACAGUGUGGAAUCCUCUCGCUCAGUUGGAAGAGGAAAAGAGAGAACAUGAUAACAAAAUGAAGAAGAUGGAGAUCGACAUGGAGCAGGUGUUCGAAAUGAAAGUCAGGGAAAAGAGGCAAAGACUUAAAGAUUCGGAAGCGGACUUGCAGAGAAGGCACGAACAGACGCGUCGUUCUUUCGAACAACAAGUGCGCGAGCUGGAAGAAAAGAGACGAGCGUUCGAGGCCGAGAAAUUGGCAUGGGAGCAACAGACUGGACAGAGUAUCGAAGAGUUGCGUAGGCGCAGUCUGGAGGCGAACUCAAAAGAGACGGGAUCAGUGUCUUCCGAGGGAUCUGGCGGUGGCGGGGGUACAUUGAGGGGUUCCCGAGGGAUAGGAAGUCUCCUACGCCGUCACACCAGUUUCAAAUCACCUCAAGACAGCCCUACACAGAUACAGCUUGUCAUACAACAUCCCGAGCAUCCUUAGUAGAUCGUAGAGUCUCUCUACAUUUACUUUUCAAAAUAUGAAACACCUCUGCGUUCGCCGCGCUGCGCGUCCAAAUCGUUGAACCUUCUUCUUUUUUAUACGUACAGAGACGUUUUUCUUUUUACUAUAUAUAUACACAGAUAUGUAUAUGUAUCCUUUUCUUUCUAUUUUUGAUUAUCUUUAUAUUAUAGUAACGAAUAAGAGCUAAUUUAUAUUAUAAAUUCGAAAUGACGAUUUGAUUAUCAAAAUGGAUUUUAUGUUGCGCCCGAGAGAGUUAAAUCUUAAAGUUAGGACGAAGGAACAGGGGUCGAAAAUAUCCAUAUCGAAAUGAAUCUCGAUAGUAAUCGUAUGUUAGCUCUAUGGAUAAAUAUAUAUUUAGAGUGGCAUAUUUUUGGCACAAAGUUUGUGAUAAACUUUAUGUAAGAGACGCAAAAGUAUCUUUAUAUUCGUAUAUGAAUGUCACCGUUUUAUAUUCACAUGCGCCACACCCGUACACACGAAUCUAUCUUGUACGAAAUCAUUUAUAACGUUCUCACAUUCGUAGAAAGUAUUAGGGAAGUCUAUUGUAAACUCUGACCAAGCUGUCCGUGUUUGCUUUUCAUUAUACUUAUUAUUUCGGUUUCAUUAAUACUACAUUCCAGUUCGCAUGAACAAUUCCCUCUGCGUUUCGUUUCAGCGAUUCGAAUCCGAUCCAAAGAGGUUGAGAGACAGCUUGAUAAAGGGUAUAAUACACGACAGAUAAUAAUUAACAAACAAUUAUUAUUAUACAGUACAUUGUGUUAAUUUCAUCGUUGACUCUUAUUUCGCAAAUAAACGUAAUGCUUUCAUAAAAUAUUUACUAACCAUUUUCGUCGCCCUCAUGUUACUUAAGCCUUACCAAUUACGUAAUGCGUAAGAGGAACAUCAGUCUGCUUAAUUGUAAAACACGUUUCAAUAUUUUUUGUAUCGUUCUGUGGUUUCAAGCUAAUUUUUGUAAUCGUCCUGCGGCGGACAAACGUGUCGAUAUAAAAGUAAUUGUUGCGUGCGAUACAUCUCCUGUGCAUUGCUUUAGCAAUUGGUCAACUGUCGUUAAUCGAAAAGCCUUAUUGCAAUAAAUGACGAAUGUGAAACAUGAAAAAGAUAUAAAAUGUUCACUGCAUUGACAAAACUGAGGAAAAUACGAUACAUUACUCGCAGGCAUGUGGCCGUGAAAGUGCACAUUUCUCGAAGCAUGAUUUUGGCAUGACUAGAUCACACACAUUUUGUUGUAUUUACAUAUUUAGCUAUGUUUAGAAAAAUCGAUGUACAAGGAUUCAACUUCAUGUAACAAUGAUUAAUUAUUAAGUGAUCGAAUGAUGAGAACACUUGUAAUAGGAAAAUCGUGAAAAAUUGUUUAUAAAAAUACGAGCGCGCAAAAGAUCUAAGACAGUAACUAAUUACAACUCAUAUUACAUUAACAUCGUAAGUUUACGCUAUCGCUACUGAUCGUAAUCGAAUUAUUCAUUUGUACUGAGACUGUAAUUCUUUUCAGGGCUGUCGACGGUAAGGAUAAGAAGAAUAAGAGGAAAGGAAUCUUCUAAGUCUACUCCGAAAAGGCAACGCGAAGAGUGACUUUUGUUAAAGUAAUCAACAAUUUUUCUUAAAACGGAUCAUAUCGAUAACGUGAUCUCUUUAAGAGAAAUUUCAUUGAUAUUAAAAUACUUCCUCUGAACUAUCCGAAACUGAAUUAAUCUCGACCGUUCCAUCGAUGAGAUUCGAGACGUAUUUUAUACGUUUUUCAUCAUUUAAGAUCCAAUCUUGUUCAUAGUUCGGGGUCGGUCAAUGAAUUAAAAGACAAGGAAAAAAAAAUAUGUGUCGCUUAAAUCGUGCAGUUGUCGUGUACGCUCCGUAUAUCGCUCUGGGUUUAUACCGAUUUCCUCGUUUCGCAAGCAUGCACAGAAUCGUUGUGCUUUCAAGAGUGAAAAAUGGAAGAGUGUGUUUCUCCUGUCGUGUUCCGCCUGUACUUUUUGCGCUUCCUAUUAUUAAUAUUCAACAGAGAACACGUACCCUAGCAUAAUUUCUCUUACGAUAGAUAAUGUACAAAAUGUAGAGAUAAUUUCAAAGGACGUAACUUUUGUUUUAGCAAUAAUGACAAAAGGCGAUCCGCGAACGUGUGCAAGUAUUAAUACCCUUGUGAGAUCGAAUGUAUCAUACGUAAUCGGAGUAAAAUAAAUUCGAUCGAUCAUGAAUGCGAGAGUCGUCGCAGGAUGAAACUUCUUUCGAUCAGAGAGAUUAAUUGAAAAAAUCGAAACGUGCGAUACACCAUUGACACGAUGUUCUCUCUAUGUCUAGAGAUAGCAAUAAAUCGUAUCAAUGUUCGAGAGAUUAAACGUAAUAUUUCCAUAAACAGCACUCGUCGACGAGGAAGAAAUUGUAUAAAUAAUCGUUUCACAUUAAUUAAUUUAAGCGACAACGUUUUUUAAUGAAUGAUCAAAAGGGAAACUUAAGAAUUAAUAAGAAGAGUAUUGCUGAUGAUUAGUCUAUGCAUUGGAAUCAAUUUGCGACGGAUGAUUAAAUGUGAUUUUUAAUGAAGCAGUGGCCAUAUAUAUAUAUACAUAUACAUAUACAUAUAUUUAUGUAUAAAUAAAAUCAAGGAUGUAAGUCCAAUUCGUGUAAAUGUAAGUUUUAUUAAUAACGAGGCAAAUCGACUAAGAUAAGAGUAAAUUGUAUAAAAAUAAAUUGAAGUAAUGUGUUGGAUCGUCGCGAUUCGAGACAGUGCGCUUUGCAAUCGGAAAGAUACGUAGAAGCGAUCGUGAAAUGAAUCGCCCCGUCUCGAACCCGUCCAAGUAUGCACAUUAAUAUUCUUAACAAGAAUGGGCAAACGAUUUAACGAUAUGUUCCUCGAACUGUUUCGCACACACCAACACACAUACACUGUCAAUUGCAUUUCCUUCCCUACCUAUCUCUUUUUUAACAGAUAGUCGAAGAAAGUCUGCCCAAUCUUGUCCUCGUAUUUUCUAAGCUAAUUGAAUUACUAGUGUGCCAAGACGAAGAGGAUGAGCAUUUUAUAACUUCAGUUACUGUAAAAUAAGAUUCGCGCGAUCUUUCGCGAAACAUGGAGACUCACGGUCUCGGCUCAUUGGAAGAGAAUCACGUGUUACAUUCCUAUUUUAUACGCAUUUUUCUAGGUAAAAGGAAUCAAUUUCAUCGACUCGAUCAUUGUUCAUCGCCGACAAUCCAUUUGGAAGCUCAACACGAUCGCUUUUUCGCAUUAAUGACUAACGCCGACAAUUCGAAAAGCGUAUUUCAAAGAUACUGAUAACGUAACUUUAAGAUAUGCUAGAGCAAUUUGUACUUGAAACAUAGGAAGAUGCUUUUCGAGGGUAUUCUAAAUAAAAUCGUUCGAGGAGAAAAACGACGGCAGAGAGACAACAAUGAGCGUGUAUAGUUUUUAAAUAUCGAACGAUUCGCACUUUUUUGCACCGAUAUUGUUAAGCCUGAACAUUGCGCAAGACGUUCGUACAUACAACAUCUACCGAGCUAUAAUAUUUUUGUCGAAAGAUACGUUCUCUUUUUCAUUCCCAACUUUGACUUUUGUACAAAUUCCACUGAGAUUUCGAGGCUCGUACGUUCGAAGUACAAAGGUAUUAUAGCGAAACAGUUUUCGGGAUCGUGUGAAUUCAACUGUAAUCGCCACGUUGUACAUUCGGUUUUUAGUAUAACGUAUAGGAACGUGUAAUCGAGUACUUAAAAGAUGACGGGGAUCGCGUUUCGUGUUUGUAACGAAUUUGCCCGAAACGAUUAAAAACAAACGCGCUUCCUUGGAUAACGAAGGGAGUCGGCCGUUGGCUCGUUUCAGUUUCAGUGUAUCGUAUCGCGCGUAAGUAGUUGUAAGAUAUCAGAAUCGGCGAAACAGAGAAGUGUACCGACUACCACAUAUACAUAUACAUAUAUAUAUAUGUAUGUAUGUGUAUUUUACUCAGCAAUGCUUAUGAUAUUUAAAUAGUUAAUUGAUUGUUACGAAUCGUGUGAAUUGUCAUAUGAAUACCGCGUGUUUCGCGAGCCUGCAACGAUGCAAGGGAAAAGGACGAGGAGGGAGGCGAGAAAUUAGGUAAUGAAUAAAACGAUAACUAUAUUUUGCCGUGCCAGACGAAAACGAAGCUGCCGCCGCUAUCUUGUAGAGCACACGUUGUAUCAAUAAUUGAUAUCCAUCAAGCCACGAUUAAUACAUUAUUAUCAUUAUAAUUUAGGGUUAUGUAUUCAGUAAAUUAUAUACAAAAUCA